Messenger RNA from Plasmodium falciparum 3D7, 1746 nucleotides. Its product is annotated as RAP domain-containing protein. NCBI's taxonomy places the organism in Eukaryota, Apicomplexa, Aconoidasida, Haemosporida, Plasmodiidae. The record is from RefSeq and is a predicted model, not a curated record.
AUGAGGGUUAUUAAGAAAAAGGCUUGGUGGCCUUAUUUGAGACGAUGGAAUUCAAGCGUUACAACUUGCGAAGCUGAUAUAUUUGAAGGUUCUUCAUAUUUUGAAAAGUUUAAAACAUACUCAGAAAAUUUAAUUGAGUGUAUAGAAAAAUAUAAAAAGGAUAAAGUGAUUUCCUUCAAAAAUUAUAUAAACUAUAAAAAAGAAAUAAAAGAUGUGGUUCAUUUUUUAUUCAAAGAAGAAUCAUUAAAAAGGUUAAAUACAAAUAAUUUAUUAAGUAUCUUUACAUAUAGUGUUUUAUUAUGUAAUAGGAUAUCUUUUCCACACAAUGAAAAAAAAAAUUUAUUACUUUUAUAUAUUGAUCAUAAUAUUGAUAAGAAAGAGAAACUUGUAAAUAAUAAUCAUAAUGAUAAUUAUACAGAUGAUAAUACAUAUGAUCAAAAAGAAAAAGCAAAAGAAAAAGCAAAAGAAAAAGAAAAAGCAAAAGAAAAAGAAAAAGCAAAAGAAUUAUUAUUAAUUUUAAAAUAUAUAUUCCAUUUAAAUGUAGAUUACGAUAAAUAUAUCUUUAAUCAUAUAUAUCAAGAAUUAAAUAAUUAUAUAGAUUUAUAUUCUUUGGAAGAAUUAAAUGUAUGUGUAAAAUUGUUAUCUAAUAUUAAAAAUAAAAAAUGGAUAAAUCAUAAAAUUUUUACUAGAUGCAUAAACGAAAUAAUCAAUAAAUAUAAAGAUAUAAUAAUUACAAAUCAACAUAUAAAUAAUAUUCAUAAUAAUGUAAUUAUUAAUAUUAUAAAAGCAUGUUCACGUCUUAAUUACGAAAUUAAUGAUAUACAAAUUUUGUUAGACAAUUUUAAAAAUAUAUAUCAACAAAAAACAGAAAAUUAUGAUAAUCAAAAUAAUCAAAUUAAUGAUAAUAAUAAUGAUAACCAAGUGAAUAAUGAAAAUAUACAUAUGUUAAUAAAAAUUAUUUAUAAUUUAUUCUUAUGUAAUUAUCAUAAUUAUAAACAUAUGAACCAAUUAUUAUAUUUAUUAAAAAUAUAUCUAUGUCCUAAUGAAGCACAAAAAGAAUAUCCAAUAUAUCAUAAAUAUAAUUAUAAUAAUAAUAUUAUAUUAGAUAAUAAUAUAAAUUAUAAUAAUGAACAACAAAAACAUAAUAUCUCUUCAAAUUAUAUAUCUAAUGAUAAUAUUAAUAAUAUAAAUCAACUCUAUUUUUAUAAACAACAAAAUAAAUAUAAAAAUAUUAUAUCUCGUGCAGAUACAAUCAGCUAUAUUAAUAUAUAUCGUCUUAAAUAUAUAUAUUUAUUAAUUACUUCUGAUAAUUAUCUAUUUAACAAUUUUUAUACAUCCAAUGCAAACUUUUUCGAUGUAAUAAGGGAUAUCCACAUAAAAGAUAUAAAAAUCAAGGAAACCAUAUUCAGCAAGCACGUGAAAUUUUUUCUUAAGGAAAGCGGGUUAAAAAUAUCACACAACAUCGUUCAUAUAUAUCCAAUCGUUAAACUAACUAACUACAAGAAUACCUGCGUAGAACUCAUCCACAAUAUUUCUAUUAACAAAAAAAUGAAGGACAGUCCAAAUAAGUUACAUAAAAUUUAUAUUAACCAUAAAAUAAAACAUCUUCAAUUUCUUGGAUGGAAUGUUAUCAUCUUAUAUGAGUAUGAAUGGAAGGCGCUAAGGAAUUUUGAUGAAAAAUUGGAAUACAUAAAAAAAAAAUUUAAAAGCGUAAAAGAACAUGAACAGCGUGAAUUUAUGAAAUGA